UAUCGAUUAACAGCCGAAUGCGAGCCGGCACAAAUGGAGAACUUUGGCGUUACGAAAAUGGGUGGUUACAUGGCGAUAAUCGGCGGUACUGACGCGGUAACAGGCGACCUUCUGCAAGCCUGGGUCCCUGGGCAGGGCGAAGAACUCAAGAGCGCAUACAACGAGGUUUAUGACAUCACCGCAUUCACAUUGAACAGCAGCCAUGUGUUUCUGGGGAGUUUGACGAGCUUUAAUCAUACAAACGACACCAUUUCCUCGGCAUUCGGCCCCAUCCGUCCAACGGCCUUCAAUAUGACGCACCAAGGCUUUAGCGGGACGAAAGGAAUCAUGUCCGCCUGGGGCAUCCGGUGUUCACUCAACCGCCAAUCCGGCCAUCUAAACAUCACGCGCUCGCCCAACAGCCGCCCCUUUAUCACCAGCACGGCCUUCAGCGACGAGAAACAACACGUCCCCUCCCUCCUCGCUUCGUGGCAAGUCAACCUAAACUACCAUGCCCCGCUGUCCGCGAUCGCGGGCCUAGGGCCACCACUCGCGCGCUCGGCGCUCAACGCGUCGAACAACGGAUCUCCGGUGGAUCGGCUCAGCUUCGAAACGUUCGCCCAGAACUACCUCUACGCGUCCGCGGAGGCACAGCGCAUCAUGCACGAAGUCGCAGCCUCGAACGCCUCGCGCAGCCGCCCGGAGUUCUUCUACGACGUCCCCGCCACCGUCGCUACGCUCUACUACCGCAUCACGUACGUGCCGGUCGUCUUGUUGCUCGGCCUGCUGUCCCUGCUCCUCGCGGCGCUCGUGACUGCUGGGUUGAUGCUCGGCGCGACGGGAUCGCUGAGCGCGAAAACGUUCAGGCAGGUCGACGCUACGAGGCUGGUUGUUGACUGCGUGGCGGGGCUGGGUGCGGGGAAGAGCGACGCAGGCGACAGCGAUGCGUUUGCGAGGCUUGCGCCCGCGCCGAACGAGGAGAUCGCAAAGUGGGUGGAGGGGUAUCGCGUCGCGUACGAGAAAGUGGACGAAGAUGGGGAUGUUGUGGUGAGGUUGCGGAGGGUGGGAGACGCGCUGAGAUAAGUGCACACCGUUAGCAACAAAGGAUUGCGCCGCUACGCAUCAGGUGUCACAAUUAGCGGCAGAUCGAAGGAAGCUUACAUCGUCCAAUCAUUCCCAGCCACGGCGCUACGCCGCGCUGCUGCGGAUCAGGCCGCAACGGCGCGAAAGGCGCUAGUGAAUGCGCCUCCCGACUCAGCCUCAAACGGUCUAGACGGAUGGCGCCGCCUCGCCAAAAAUAC
This is a messenger RNA of Aplosporella prunicola CBS 121167, 1280 nucleotides long. RefSeq lists its product as uncharacterized. The transcript has 2 exons. The record is from RefSeq and is a predicted model, not a curated record. Bases 34 to 1062 code for a protein of 342 amino acids. Lineage: Eukaryota; Fungi; Ascomycota; Dothideomycetes; Botryosphaeriales; Aplosporellaceae.